CGAGUACAUACUUUCUUUUUCAUUAUACAUACAAGCGUCUACAUCAAUGUCCUUCCUUUUCAAAUGCGAACUGACUUACACAUAAAGGUUGACAAUUACCUAAGCAACAUAUAUUUGUUCACCAGAAUCAUGCGAUCCCAAAUUAUUUUGUGUUUCAAAUUGUUGACCUUACAUUUAGCAAGUUCGUCAAACUCCACAGGCACGACAUUGGCAAGAAAUAACACGACUUUCACAACAGAGGGUAUCCAAACACUAAUCAACGUAUCUAAUACUACCCCUCUGAGGAAGUCACCCCGGUCUCCUUCAUCCUCACAAAGAGCAGACCGUUUUACAUCUUUUCCAGAAACAACACCAGCUACAACCAAAGAACACUCUUCUUCUGGGAGAAUGUUUGGUGACCUAUCAUCUAUCGCAUCCUCAUCUGCACUUGGUGGAAGCGUGGUUGUCUUCUUCGUGGCUGUUGUACUGAUUGUCUUCUUCAGACACUCCAAAGAUAAUUCCCCAACCUAUGAUAGAUACGAUAUUGCCAUCACCCAAACAGAUGAGAAUGUCCCAUCAGAAGUGACCAUGGAUCAUCAAGGGAGACACGAUGACCAAGAUCUCAGUGACGAUACCAACUUGUCUACGGAAAAUCUCUAUUCUAAAAUUGCUAAAGCUCACACAGUUGAAGAAAAUGAUUGCACUAUCGAGAAUGGUAUAUCAGAUAAAACAAACGAACCAUCCGAAAGACUAGGCGAUACUGAAGACACUCUGAUUACUGAAGAUAAUGAAACUGCCGGUAGAUACCAGAAUAAAGAUGGACUUGUGUAUGUAGAUAUUGAAUUUGGAAACAUUGGUUCAACACUGAUACCAUGUACGUCUACAAACUCAGAUAACGCCUCAUAGCAUAGUUGCGUUGAUAGUUGAUGAGCUUAUGCAACUCCAAAUUCGCUUUAUCAUCUGAUAAAAGUUUAUGAUCUGUAUUUUAAUUUACUAGAGUUAAAACUAAUAAAUUAUCAAAUAAAAUA
Messenger RNA from Ostrea edulis (European flat oyster), 1007 nucleotides. RefSeq lists its product as uncharacterized. The transcript is spliced from 4 exons. Lineage: Eukaryota; Metazoa; Mollusca; Bivalvia; Ostreida; Ostreidae. The record is from RefSeq and is a predicted model, not a curated record. Bases 64 to 885 code for a protein of 273 amino acids.